AUGUGAUUGAUGUCGAUUUUGGUUGCGUGCACCACGAUCGCAUUGUAUACAACGCGAGGAUCUCUGCUAUUAGUUUAUAUGAACAUCCAUUGCAUAUUAGCAAGGUUUCCGACACUCUCAGGAGCGAUGGAAGGUAAUCGGUUUGAUCUAUUCAUAGUUAAAUCUAUAUAUUGUUUGUUCAUUUAUGAUUUUAGAUAUUUUAAUCUAGAAAUUGGUAGGGUUAAUUAUGGUCAUUGAUCAAGCCAGAUUCUAUCUAGUAAAGUUCAGUCGUGCUAUUGAGUAGAUCAAGAUAAUCGGGUGCUCUUUUUUUAAUUCAAUCUGAGCAUGUUUAAUGGUUCAAAAGAUGAUUGCAGCACUGGUUAAAUCAAAAAAGAAAAAUGAAGGGGUUCUGAAUUUUGAUCACUUUCUGCUUUUGAUCUCGUUUUAGUCGAUUCCCAAUAGAAUCUAUGCUUUUGUAAUUGCUUGUGUCCUGAUGUAUUGGUAAUAGUUGUUGGGAUAGUUACAGUAACAGAUGGUGCAUAAUUGAUUCUUGAAGAACAUAUUUAAGUAAGCAGUGCUAUUGUCUCGCUUUUAAGAUUGGCUUUAGAGAUCACUAUAAUGUUAUGUUUGCAGGUAUUAAACCUUGUGGAUUUAUUUUCUUACAAAAGAAUUGACACACAUGAAAGCAGUGUUUUAAAAACUAAACCCGGAUGGUCAUUGACUCAAGGAAUAAGACCAGGAGUGGUACCAUAUCGGGAGGGCACACUUUCUGCAUUGAGGAGAAUAGCUCACGAGGAAGGUAUUUGUGGCUUAUACAGUGGUCUUGUGCCUGCAUUGACUGGCAUCAGCCAUGUUGCCAUUCAGUUUGUAACUUGUGAAAACAUAAGGUUUAUUUGGCUGAUAGACGUAAGUGAGCGUGACGUUGCAGUUGAUUCUUCUGUGUGGGUUAUUUUGAAAAGAUGAUCCAAAUUACCCUCUCCUCAACGUGCUUCCAAGAAAACAAGUAUACACAUCUUCAUCGAAUCCGGAUACAAAUAUUGACGUUGAUAACAGUGAGGUUGGAAUUCGUUCGAUUGGUAAAAAAAGGGCAAAGUCAGCAAAGGUCGUAAAUGCAAGCGAUAAAAGAUAAGAUAAGGUGACGAGCAAAUAAGACGAUGAAGUUAAACAAGAAAAGUGGAAGAAAUACACUAAAUUCAACAAGAUAAGAUAACUGCCAAACAAGAGUUAGCAAGAGUUCAUUAUCAUCACAUACUAACCAUGGAUACAAACAACAUGAAUCAGGAUCAACUUGAAAAUCACAAUAUAAUCGUGGAAGUUAUUAAAGUUAAAUAUAAAAUCAUAGUUAUAUAUAUUUUAAUUUUAUGUAAUUUUAGUGUUUUGUAAUUUAAA
This is a messenger RNA of Mercurialis annua (annual mercury), 1368 nucleotides long. Its product is annotated as nicotinamide adenine dinucleotide transporter 1, chloroplastic-like. Gene Ontology annotation, biological process: NAD transmembrane transport. Bases 598 to 942 code for a protein of 114 amino acids. The record is from RefSeq and is a predicted model, not a curated record. The transcript is spliced from 3 exons. Gene Ontology annotation, molecular function: NAD transmembrane transporter activity. Lineage: Eukaryota; Viridiplantae; Streptophyta; Magnoliopsida; Malpighiales; Euphorbiaceae.